Messenger RNA from Paecilomyces variotii, 3178 nucleotides. RefSeq lists its product as hypothetical. Gene Ontology annotation, biological process: metal ion transport; transmembrane transport. NCBI's taxonomy places the organism in Eukaryota, Fungi, Ascomycota, Eurotiomycetes, Eurotiales, Thermoascaceae. Bases 428 to 3178 code for a protein of 916 amino acids. The record is from RefSeq and is a predicted model, not a curated record. Gene Ontology annotation, cellular component: membrane. The transcript is spliced from 4 exons. Gene Ontology annotation, molecular function: metal ion transmembrane transporter activity.
UCCCACGUGAUGUAUAUAUACACCGCUGGUGAUCUGACAAGUGGUGCUGGCCUUGCUUUGCCAAGGCCACCAAGCCGGACAGUGCGAAGACGGCGCGGCCACCGCGAUGAAGGAUGAGGCCGGGGUUUCGACAGCUCAGCGCCCGGACUGGUGCCAGGGAAGAAAAUGAGAAGCGUAGGCUGUGGACACCCUCGAUGAUGGACGUUCAGAUUACUGAUUUGAUCUAACUGAAGCAGGCAAAGACGCGCCCAACUGGGGCGUCUCGCAGGACGCGAGAAUCGAGAUGGGCGUUGACGAAUCCAGAUCUUUCACAGAGCUCAGAUGUCAAAAACAAGCUUGUGUCUUUUUUUUUUUACUUUUUUUGCUUUGUGUUUGUAUCGUGUUCGACCGCCCAUGUAAGAUUUCGAUGUGAUAGCGAGAGCAGACGAUGGACGAUCGACUUCAUCCGUUCUUCUACCGCAGCCGCAGCUUCCAGGAACCGGGGGCUUCUGCGCCGCCUGGGCCUGCAGACUUAUCCGACCCAUCAGCGCUGCUAGGUCUCCUCAACGGCCAGACCGAACUGCUACUGGCACAGAAGCGCGAGCUGGAGCUUCUCAAGAGCUCAACACAACAUUCGCCACAGCCGCCAUUGCGGCGGAUGUCUACAGUGUCAGCACUGCAGCCUCAAUCGAAUCCUGUGUCCGUGGAAGAAGAGCAGAAGCGCAUUUGGCAGGAGGAGAUUUUGCCGUGUCGGGAUGAGCAGUUGCUCCGGUCCUUUAUAUGGCGUAAAGGCUUAACGUUGGAGGACCUGCUGAGUCCAAACCGACCAUGGAAUACGUGGUCCUACCAUGCGGCCUAUCCAAACCUAUCCAUUCCUUUCGAGUUGUCGCGAUGGCAGUCGACUGAAGGCAUAUUGAACCAUGCUUCUAUGUGGUCAGCCAUCGGAACAUGCCCCGAUGAGAAGAAUCCCGACUCUGAGCUAACCGUUAAUGCCUCUGAUGCAUUUUCGCGUAUACUCCGGAUAGUUGAUCUAUCGCCUAUUGUAACUUCAGUCCUGCUGGGUUCGACGCCCAGAGUAAAUCUCUCGAAGAUUGCACUCUUCUUAGAGAGAUAUCUCAGCUUCUCAAACUAUGGAAAGGCCAGUUUGUUCGGGAUCCGCAGUAAAACUGCCAAUUCCUAUCUCUUCGAAUAUCACCUAGCUUUCUACUUCGUCCCGCAGACAGCAAUGGAUAGGGAGCUUGUUGUGAAGGACUUUCGUGGGCUAAGACGCUCUGCUGCGUUCGGGCCGGCCCUGAACAAACGCAAUCGGUACAUCUACGAAGAACAACUAUCAUUCAUCCUGGUGGGAGUGGGGAAUGACGUCUAUACGUGCUAUCAGCUUGCCGAAAAGUACUUUGCUGGUCCUUAUAUCACCGGCACUGGACGAAGCACGCUCUUUGUUAACCCCGACGGACGCAGGCUGGGUAGUUGGACGCCGGCAUCCAUUUUCCUCUCGUGGAUUAUGGUCGCCAUGCACCAUGUGCAACUGCGGUGGCAGAUGGCUAUCGAUGCCGUGGAUGCACAGAUCGACUCGCCUUCGCAGAUCAUCUUUUCCGAAGAAAACCCAGAUUUAUUGUCGGAUGAUCCGCAAUUCUCGCGCUCAAAGACUUACUUCUGGGCACUUCAAGCGUAUAAAAUGUUUGACGAGGCAUUAACAGCGACGAUAGACACUUGGUUUGAUUUCCGGCAAAACUCUCUACACUGUCUCAAUGACGGGCGUAUGCCUGCGAAAGACUGGGAGGAUUCCAUCAGAUCUAUCGACCAUGCGGUUGAGAAGCUCCAGGAGAAGCUUCUAUGGAUAAGAAAGAAGAGCAUCGAGGUCAGAGACUUGCGCGACGGCCUAUUUGGUGCUUCUUCCCUCUUCGACAGCCGCACAACAGUCCGGCAGGGUGAUAAUAUCCGGCUGUUGACCUACAUCACGUUGCUGUUCCUCCCACUUUCUUUCUGUACUAGCAUCUUCGGCAUGCAGACACUGAUCCCUCACACUCUUCCUAUGAGUGCGUUUGCGAUCACUAUGCCUUCGAUCACCGUCUUCACGGUCCUACUAGUUUUCAACCUGCAGACCAUCAUGGACGCGUUUGAGAAGUUUGGGUCCGAUAUCACUCGGAGCAUGCGCGAGCUUAUGAAGAGCCACAACCGACAGGAUUGGAGAGAUACUGCGAACGCACUCCAUGUGGACCGGAUAGCUCGCCAACCCCCCGUCAAGAGGACGAAGCCCCAGAGUAGCCACUGGGUGUACGCGCUUUUCGUACUCGAAGCGAUUACCGUUUCGUUUCCGGUUUCCGAGAUCGAGAAUGCCUAUCGCAGGAUCCGAUCUCUGUUCAGUCAGCCGUCCGCAGAUCCGUACCUGUUGCAAGAAACUGCCGGUAUACCAGAAGGCGAAGAGGCUGCCACGCUGUCGAGAGCCCAGAAAGUGAAGUACGCCAAAGAGGCCGAGAAGAGACGAAAUAAACAGUCGUCUAUACGCCAUUUCCAUCCGUUGAAGCUAUUUGUCCGACUGAUUGUCCAUCUGUCCAAAAUAGCCGUGGCAACUAUGCGGACAAUUCUUUUAGUCAUCUGGAUCCCACUGGUCAUGUUAGAGUAUGGUCUUCUUCUCUGCUGGUUCUUCAUAUCGCCUCCGACUUCUUUAUUCGGAAACCCGGAGGAAGACGAAGAGACCUUUGUGGGAGAGGACGGUAAGCGGGGGAAUGACUCCCGCCGGCCAGCGAGACCGACAAUAAGCAUCUGGAGUCUCGCACCCCAGGAUCCUCAAAAUCCCACCGUCACAAUCUUCAUCCUCCCUUUCCGCUGGCUUGGAUUUGCUUUCGCACAACCGAAGAAGGCACCACGACGACAAUUGACCGAAGAAGAGGACCUGUAUGCCAAACGAGUUAGAACACUUUCUGACUUUACUCGACAUACACGCUCUGGUCUGAACAAGCUGGCCGAUACAAAGACCGAGGAGGACCCCUUGUCGCAGCAAGCCUCGGACAAGUCCUCGCAAGUGACGCAGCCGCAGAUACCGUCGCAAAUGCAGUCCGCACCCGGGACAGCAUUCGAGAUGAACCAUACUUCUCGAAGGCAGUCCUUACGGCGCUGGCACAGGGCACAGCGACACCAGGCUAGUCGAUUGAACGAAGGAUUGAACCCAGCCGACACCGCAAUGAACAUUGACUGUUAA